Kwoniella mangroviensis CBS 8507 is the source of this 1230-nucleotide messenger RNA. RefSeq lists its product as uncharacterized. The coding region runs from base 1 to 1230 and encodes 409 amino acids. NCBI's taxonomy places the organism in Eukaryota, Fungi, Basidiomycota, Tremellomycetes, Tremellales, Cryptococcaceae. Gene Ontology annotation, molecular function: xylosyltransferase activity; glucuronosyltransferase activity. Gene Ontology annotation, biological process: protein O-linked glycosylation via mannose. The transcript has 5 exons. The record is from RefSeq and is a predicted model, not a curated record.
AUGUUACUCUUCAACGUGUUCAUUUCAAGAUCAGCUGGACCCUCUGAUGCAAGCCAUUUUCCCCCUUUCAAUCUGAAGGAUUUCUUAUAUACGCUCAACUCCCAGGUCCACAUCAACACGACAGCGCUGUUCAUGCUCGCACCUAUCACUCCGCUGAUCGCGAAUCUCUUGCGCAAAGCCUUCCCUCGUACUGCCUAUAACGUGCAAGUAUUGCCCUACUUCCGCUCAAAGUCGAUUAGAUAUGAUAAGGAUGACGUGACACUCAUCACUUGGGGAACGUACGAUAGGUUGGAUAGGUUGGUUGGCCUCGCCGCGUCGGCUCAUGGACCAGUAUCCGUCGCAUUUUACCUACCUCGCGACGAUCUGAUCGCGGCCAAUCAACUGGCCGAGCUUGUCACGCUGUAUCAGACCAACCCUUCCCUGUCUAGCCGUGUCGACAUACACCUUGUUACCGCUGAUAGACCUCUCUUACACAACACCUGGAGAAAUAUCGCUCGAACAUUCACCAGCACCGACUGGGUGCUGUUGUGGGAUAUAGACUUUGAGCCGUGUACUGAUUAUCAGAGCGCGUUCAGGCGGUUCAGACAAGCAACUGCUCGAGAUGCGUGGGUGAAGGAAUUAGAAAACGGAAGAGCUGCAUUGGUCAUACCACCGUUUGAAUGGGUUGAUGCUCCGGGAGAAGAGUUCUGUCCCAAAAGCAAACAAGAUCUCAGACACCUCUAUGACACGCUGUCAUUAGAUGCUUUUGAAACCGACAAUCCUGUACUUUCGCACGCUACAGACUACGCGCAAUUCAUGAAUGCUAGCCGAGAUGAGCCAUACAUGGUCACCGAAUAUGAGUUCCUCUACGAAAUUUAUGGUAUCUUCCGCCAGGACACAGAGGUAUGGUGUGACGAAAGAUUUGCUGGGGCUGGCUACAAUCGUGCAGCUUGCACCGCGUCCAUGUAUAUGUCAGGCAUGAACCUCUAUGUACUUCCUGAUCAAUGGGCGAUUCAUCAUCCUCAUACAGACGGAGCGUUCGAAACGAGAAGCAGCGAGGAUACAACGUUGUCGUGGAAGACCUUUUUAACCGAUAUCUGUCAUAGCUAUGCCGACAGUCUCGCUCUAAAAGGGCGUUUACACUUAGACUCCGGCAAUCGGGUCCUGUCAUUAUGCAGGAAUCGGCAAGAUCCGGCACUGAAUGCAGAUCUGGCCAGGUUGGUAGGAAUCUCGGAGACCAUUGGGGCUUGA